CUCCCGCUUCCGCGCCGGCCGGUCGCCAACCUGCCGCCGCUCUCCGGCUCCGGCUGGGUCUCGCGCGCUUGGGCGCGGCUGGGUCUAUUCGUAAGGGGCCUCGCGCCGCUGGGCGCACGCCGUCCCCCUGCCUCGCGGCGCGGGGUCUCGCGGGCCCCGCUCCCGCCCUCCGCUCGCCUGGCCCGGACCGGAAGCGGCGCCGCACGGCCUGGGCCUGGCGCGGGGGGCGGGCACCGGGGCCCGAUCGGACAUGGGCAAGAAGCACAAGAAGCACAAGUCGGACAAACACCUCUACGAGGAGUAUGUGGAGAAGCCCCUGAAGCUGGUCCUCAAAGUGGGAGGGAACGAAGUUACCGAGCUCUCCACGGGCAGCUCUGGGCACGACUCCAGCCUCUUUGAAGACAAAAACGAUCAUGACAAACACAAAGAGAGAAAGCGGAAAAAGAGAAAGAAAGGAGAGAAGCAGAUUCCAGGGGAAGAAAAGGGGAGAAAACGGAGACGUGUAAAGGAGGAUAAAAGAAAACGAGAUCGUGACCAUGUGGAUAUUGAGGCAGAAAAAGACCUACAGUGUCAGGCCCCUGUACGAUUAGACUUGCCUCCUGAGAAGCCUCUUGCAAGCUCCUUAGCCAAACAAGAAGAAGUAGAACAGACACCUCUUCAAGAAGCUUUGAAUCAACUGAUGAGACAACUGCAGAGAAAAGACCCAAGUGCUUUCUUUUCAUUUCCUGUGACUGAUUUUAUUGCCCCCGGCUACUCCAUGAUCAUUAAACACCCAAUGGAUUUUAGUACCAUGAAAGAAAAGAUCAAGAACAAUGAUUACCAGUCCAUAGAAGAACUGAAGGAUAACUUCAAACUAAUGUGUACUAACGCUAUGAUUUACAACAAACCAGAGACGAUUUAUUAUAAAGCUGCGAAAAAGCUGUUGCACUCAGGGAUGAAAAUUCUUAGCCAGGAGAGAAUUCAGAGCCUGAAGCAGAGCAUAGACUUCAUGGCAGACUUGCAGAAAAGUCGGAAGCAGAGAGACAGGACAGACACCUCGCAGAGUGGGGAGGACAGCGGUUCCUGGCCAAGAGAGAGGGACGAUGCUGGAGACGCUGAGGCUCAGGGCUUCAAGAAUCCCAAUAAGGAAAAUAAAAAGAAAGACAAAGAUGUGCUGGAAGAUAAAUUUAAAAGCAAUAAUUUAGAAAGAGAGCAGGAGCAGAUUGACCGCAUCGUUAAGGAAUCUGGAGGAAAGCUGACCAGGAGGCUUGUUAAUAGUCAGUGUGAAUUUGAAAGGAGAAAACCAGAUGGAACGACAACAUUGGGACUUCUCCAUCCUGUGGAUCCUGUUGUAGGAGAACCAGGCUAUUGUCCUGUGAGACUGGGGAUGACAACUGGAAGACUUCAGUCUGGAGUGAAUACUUUGCAGGGUUUCAAAGAAGAUAAAAGGAACAAAGUAACUCCAGUGUUAUACUUGAGUUAUGGACCCUACAGUUCUUAUGCACCACAUUAUGACUCCACGUUUGCAAAUAUCAGCAAGGACGAUUCUGAUUUAAUCUAUUCAACCUAUGGGGAAGACCCUGAUCUCCCCAGUGAUUUCAGCAUCCAUGAGUUUUUGGCCACAUGCCAAGAUUAUCCAUAUGUUAUGGCAGAUAGUUUACUGGAUGUUUUAACAAAAGGAGGACAUUCUAGAACCCUGCAGGAGUCAGAGACGUCAUCUCCUGAAGACGAAGGCCAGACUAGGAUACUUGACACAGCAAAAGAAAUGGAGCAGGUUACAGAAGUUGAACUAACAGGGUGUUUGGACUCCAAUAAUCAAGACAAGCUUACAGCACUGAAAGCAGUAACAAACUUUGGAGCUCCGGUUGAAGUUUUUGACUCUGAAGAAGCUGAAGUGUUCCAGAGGAAACUUGAUGAGACCACCAAACUGCUCAGAGAGCUCCAGGAAGCCCAGAAUGAGCGUCUGAGCACCAGACCCCCUCCCAACAUGAUCUGUCUCUUGGGUCCGUCAUACAGAGAAAUGCAUCUUGCUGAACAAGUGACCAAUAACCUUAAAGAACUUGCACAGCAAGUAACUCCAGGUGAUGUUGUAAGCACAUACGGAGUCCGAAAAGCGAUGGGGAUUUCCGUCCCCUCCCCGGUCAUCGCAAACAACCUUGUGGAUUUAACGGCAGAUUUUGAAGAACCUAAAAAGACUGAUGUUACUGAGUGUGAACCUGAUGGGAUUUGAAUCUAUCUGGAAAUUAUAACCAAAUGGUUCCUGACUUAGCAGAUUUCACUUCGAGGAUUUAUUCAAAAAGUGGCCUUGUGAGGAAGGAAUGAUUUGGACCUAUUGGAACACUGAGCAGAGAGAGGAUGGGUGGGCCUGGGCAGAGUUCCUGCAGAGGAGUGAUAGUGCUGCUUCCUUACGUUUCACAGGCAGGACCACGACUGAGAACUCUUCUUUAAAAUUACCAUCCAGUGAGAUUCCCAUUGUUACACCAGGAAAACAAAUUCAACUCGAGAAUUUACUAGCGUGUCCCCCACAUGUUGAGGACUAUGUCCUUAUGUGGAAGGACCAGGGCUUUCCACCACAAAAGCAAAACAAAAACCAUGUCAGGAGUUUCAUAGCACUAACUUGUCUGGUGUUCCUUUUUGGUUUAUUUUUGCCAUUUAUAGAGGGGUUUUCCCAGUAUAAUAAAAGGACAAGCCAAAUAGGAUACAAACUCAAUUGUCCAUGAAUAUGUAAGGAAAUCACCAAGCUUAAGGAAUGUUGAUGUUGCUGUUUACUGUUUUUCAACAGGUCACCUAUGACUCUGCCAUGCCCCCUUAACUGAGACUUAUCUACUUUUAUCUGAAAGGCAACGGUUAAGUUCCUGAGCAGUUUAAUUAUUUAAGUAGGAAAUGAUAUGUGGUCCUCUUCUAUGACCGGGCACUAGACGUAACCUAGUUCAGGGAACAAAUCAAGUUUCAGACCCUACUCAGACUGCAUGGAGCCCUUCUUUAAAACACCCAGGCUGGAAGCUGUUUUUAUUAUUUUCUUGACUUUGAAAACUAACAUUUAACAAGUAGGGUGAAGGAAAAUUGAAUCUCUCAAGAGAGUUAAGAUGACCUAAUCUUUCAAAAACAUACUUGAAAGCAUAUGCCAGAAGAAUUAAAGAAUCCAUUCAAAUAUGUAUUUAUCAAUAUAUUUAUCAAGUCUUUUUUAGAGUUUGUCUCUGAAAUAUAAUUCAGGCAGCAACCAACUCUUAAAACUUUCAAUCUAUUUAGCUAAAUAGUUCCCAAAGACCAAGAAAAGAUUUAAAUUCAAAACACUCCAGGACAGUCAGGUUUUCCAGAUUGCUGAUUUAAUCUAUGAAAAGCUAAACAAAAGAGAAACACUGGUACUUUAUAAAAAUGAAAUAUAACAUUUUGAAACAAAUGUUACAGAUCUAUAAAUAUUCAGUAUAUAGAAUAA
Molecule: messenger RNA, 3415 nt
Organism: Bubalus bubalis (water buffalo)
Lineage: Eukaryota; Metazoa; Chordata; Mammalia; Artiodactyla; Bovidae
Gene: BRD7
Product: bromodomain containing 7
Exons: 18
Coding region: 251-2209 (652 amino acids)
Biological process (GO): regulation of transcription by RNA polymerase II
Cellular component (GO): nucleus
Source: RefSeq, a predicted model, not a curated record